Parnassius apollo (apollo) is the source of this 1419-nucleotide messenger RNA. The record is from the annotation of a GenBank genome assembly. NCBI's taxonomy places the organism in Eukaryota, Metazoa, Arthropoda, Insecta, Lepidoptera, Papilionidae.
AUGCCACAGUGUUGUGCAGUGCCUAUGUGUGCAAAUAAAAAAGGAGGGCAUAAGUUCCCUACAGAAGAUAAAAACCGAUUAAAACAGUGGCUUGUAGCCAUUCGCAGAGAUAAAUUUACUCCAACGAAAAAUAGCCUCGUUUGCAAAAGCCACUUCACAAAGGAUGAUUACCAGCUACCGAAGGACUCAGUAUUAGAAAAACCCAGGCCUGUGUUGAAAAAAUGUGCAGUGCCAAGUCGAUUCCCAUGGAUUGACCAAAAUUCUAGUUUGCAUCAAAAAAAGAAGGAGCGGCAUCAAAGGCGUUUGGCGCGAAAUGAAAGGAAAAUUAGUGUCCAAGUACACAUAAACAAUGAAAAAGAGAAGGAUGACACCUUCCUCAUGGAAACUACAAACUUUUUCGAAGUAGAAAUUGAAUUCGAGAAGAAACAGAAUGAUGUUGGUAUCCAAUGUGAUUUAUGUGGAAGUGAUAAUCUCAAAACACUUAAAGAAUGUCUUCAAAAUGAAAAUAAAAAUAAAAAAUCUUCAAUUGCAAAUGUGCUAGAUAUAACCAAUGCGGCCGAAGUACAGUUUUAUACUGGUUUCCAAGAUUAUGAACAUAUCAAAUUCAUAUUUAGUAUUUUUGGAGAUGAAGUAAAUUGUUUAAAAUAUUAUCCUCAACUGAAAACAUUGAAGGUGCCGUUUCUAAACCCUUGUGAUCAAUUCCUUCUAGUGUUAAUUAAAUUACGCCGGAACAUGCUAUUUACAGAACUCGCCUUUCGAUCGAAGAUUAAUAAAACGGUACUAAGUAACAUUUUCAUAACAUGGAUCAAUUACUUAUAUUGUAAAUUGAAAGAGUUAAAUGUUUGGGUGCCAAAACAAUGCAUAGAUAAAAAUAUGAAAUACUAUGGCAAGAUUAAUCCAUGCACUGUGAUAGUAGAUUGCACGGAAAUAAAAAUAGAGAAGCCCAAAAAUCCACUUACACAACAGCUUACAUAUUCCACUUACAAAUCAGCAAAUACUCUAAAAGUUUUAAUUGGGAUUUCAGCAUCAGGCUGCGUUACAUUUGUAUCCGAUGCAUAUGGUGGAUCUACGAGUGAUCGUGAAUUGUUUGAAAAAUGUGGACUUAUUGAUAAACUUGAACCUAAUGAUAUCAUUUUUAGUGACCGUGGCUUUAAUGUACAAGACCUAGUGUGCCAUAAAGAUGUUACAGUUAAUGUGCCAGAAUUUUUAAAAAAUACUGAUGGACAAUUUGAGACUUCUCAACUGACAAGGUCAAAAAAUAUAUCUUCAGAAAGGAUACACGUUGAAAGGGUCAUUGGUUUGGCUAAAACUUUUAAGAUCUUAAGCGGCAAGUUGGAUUCAAAAUUGGUGCCUUUAGCAGAUAGAAUAAUAUUUGUAUGUUUUAUGUUAACCAAUUUCAAAAAUAAUAUUAUAAAGUAA